AUGUUGAAGACAGAGAAAGCGUUGAUGACAGCCGUUGCCCCGUCCGCAGUGCACACCAACGCAGACGAGACGGAAAAGGACAGACCGCCGCAACGGCAAUCCAUGGAUGGUUCACCACCCAGUGGUGGUCGAUCAGUUCAAUUGAACCAUAAUGGCCUGGAGGAGGAGGAAGAUCACGAGCCAUCGGACACAAGUGACACAGAAGAUGAAGAAUCUCCACCACAUCUCGUCUUCACUGAUGGUUCAUGUUCAGAGGGAUCGGAAUGUAGUUCAAGAAGCUCUUCACCUUUGAGCAACUUCGAGCCAUGCGGAUCUCCCGACUCAGAAAUUUGCGUGACCAACAUUAUCGAAGCAAUUGAAGAUUGUGAGACGGAGGUUGAAGUGGAAAAUGGAGAUGAUUUGGCACUGGAAGUGGAAGAUGUGGAAGCCGGUUCGCCUGCCUCUUCGAAUAAGGACGAUGUUCCGGUUGUAGAGCCGUGUACAAGCAACCCACCAUUUUUGGAAAGAGACGAGGUGGACAUGGAAGUUUCUUCUGGGGAUGAAUCGGAUGAGCCAAUACCAACUAUGUCAAAUGCAUCUGUUUCUACUACGGCUACACCUGCUCCAGCAGUAGUCCAGCCUACACCUGAGGAGAAGAAGCGGAUUGAGGAUAACAUACAAGCUCUAAUGCGGGAGUUCGAGCGUAAGCGUCUUGAAGAGAAAAUACGGAAGGUCGCUAGCGUUGAAAGCAUUCCGCCUGCACCUAUGAAACCUCAAGCGGCAGUUAUUUAUGACGAGGAGACUAAGGUCAACGCUGUGUCCACUUCUGGUAUUUCUCCUAGCCAGGAUCAAACAAGCAGUGCACAGGUUCAAGAGCAAGUGGCGAGUAUACAGGAAUGCUGUACUAAUGAAGCUAACAGUCAACCUUUGGUCAAAUCGGAGCCGGAGCCAUCUUCUGUAGCGUACUCACCCGCCGAUGAUGUUGUUACAUCCGCAGACGCUACAUCCGUAGAUGUUGCGCCUGCGGCCGUAGCGAGCUCAUCUUGUGAAGUUGUCAAUACUGAUAGCAGUGAUGUAAAGAAAGACGAUGCUGCAUGCGAGCUUCCUUCAUCAUCAGUUGAAGUCCCUCCUGUUCCUAUCUAUGAGGAGAUAGAGCAAUGUAUCUACAAAGUUGAAAGCAAGAAGAAAGCUGUGUCGCUCAUGUGCUUUUGCCGCAGUAACAAUAUGGAUUGUUCUGAUGGGAGAUGUGACAAUCGGGCAAUGCUUACCGAAUGUCCUAAAAACUGCCUAGGAAAAGAUAAAGAUUGCAAGAACAGGCGGUUUGCAAAGCGAGAGUACGCUCCUGUUCAAGCUUUCUAUACUGGUCCGCACAAAGGUUUCGGCGUUCAGGCAACAGCCCCUAUCAAAAAGGGCCAGUUCAUUAUCGAAUAUGUUGGUGAAGUUGUACCACCGGACGAAUUCGCAAAGCGUUUGAAAAGAUAUGGGCGAGACCCCACGCACACUCACCAUUAUAUGUUUGAAAUUGGUUCAAUGGUCAUAGAUGCAACUAAAAAAGGAAAUUGCUCUAGGUUUAUGAACCAUUCUUGCGAGCCUAAUGCUGUCUGUGAGAAGUGGUAUGUCCCCAAAACACCUUGUGCCAUAGACAGGAUCGGAUUCUUUGCAAAGAGGGACAUCGAAGUUGGGGAAGAGAUCACGUUUGACUACCAGUUUCAAAACUAUGGGCGGGAGGCGCAGCGUUGCUAUUGUGGAGCAGCAUCCUGUACUGGUUGGAUAGGAAAGCCACCAGAAAUAGUGGAUGAUGGCGAUGAUGUGGCCGACGAGACAGAAUCGGAAACCGACGAAAGCGAGAGUAGCGCGGAUGAGGAAACAAAGGUUGCUCAAAGAGCUGCUCCUCGUCUGAAACGAAGGCAUCGUUAUCGAGGAAAGGACAAUCUUUCAUUGGCUGAUAUUGAAAAAAGACUUGAGAAAGCGGUUGCAUUUGGUUGUCGCAAUAGGACUCAUGUACUGGGAUGGAUCAAGCUCAUGACUGAAAUAACACUGUUGAAAAACGAAGCUGGAGUUUUACGGCCUAUGCAUUGCGUCGCAGAUACAAUAUGUUCCAUCGUAUCGCAAGAGCCUUCGCUACAACACAUAUUCGUAGCAAAUGGUUUACCAAACAUCUUCAAAAUGUGGCUACGAACGCAGUUUCCGGAUGCAUUGUUCGGCGAAUCUCUCGAUUUGAAACUUGUCAUCAUUAGGUCGCUGACGAUUAUGCAGUCUUGUGCAGAUGCCAUCAACGCACGCGCUCCUGAAAUUCUUCCAAUGAUCGCCGAUUUGGCUACUUUUACCAUCACAGACGCUAUCUAUAUCCGAGACACGAUGGAGUUCAUUGUGGACAAGGUUUGCGAAGACGAAGAAGAAAUAAUCGAGGAGCGACGAGUUCCUCUAGCCGUACGUCUUGAUCGUCUCACUCGAGCUGCUAUUCGCCUGCAAGCAGUGCUUCAACAACACGUCAGCUUUCGGAUACCUAAGAAGGUGAAAGUUGAUAGAGCUGCUGCUGGCAAAGAGGCUGAGCUUGCGAGAGUUGAGGACCAGUUAUCAUCGAGGAACCACGGCCGCUAUCUGAACUUCCAUGGCAGGCGAAAUGGGACCAUCGGUCCUAAUGGGAAAUUUCGUUUCCGAAUAUCACGAUGGAGCAAGGACUACCGACCCAGGAAAAGAACAAGAAGUUCGUCAAGGGAUGGUGGUAUCACAGAAACUAUCCGUUGUAGAAUUGGCCCGUGUACGUCUAUCACUGAACAUAUGCGCACUGUCAAACGAAGUCGUCUUGAUGAUGAUGAGCCUAUAAUAAUCACAAAAGUCAUACCUAAUUGGCCUCGACCAACCGUUACCACAAAUAUCCCUCCUCCUCCACCUCCUCAAAUUAUCUCACCAGCGCAGUUGAUCAUCCCACCGCCUCCCACCGUGUUUCCACCUGUUCCACCUUUCCCCGAAUUUGGUCCCUAUCCCAAUUAUCCAAUGCUUGAUCCGGGAUACCAAGCCCCAUACGAAUGUCAGCAAGCGCCGCUUGACGACUUUGAUCCGGAAGAAUGUCGCAAAUAUUAUGAAGGCUACGAUGUGGUUUCAUUACAACAACGUACGCAAAGCCUCCUCAAAGAGAUGGCAAUUGUGCAAGCGAUCCUUGAUCAAAAAUUGAAUAAAAAAAAACCAACGACACCGCCCGUCAUCAUUGCCCCUAAAUCUCCGCCUCCACCGAAGACUCCACCACCUCCUCCUCCUCAAAAAGAGUACCUGUGGAGAAAAGCAGUUGAUGAAGAUGGAGCCAAAUAUUAUUAUCACAAGAUUACGCGAGAAUCGGUGUGGGAACUCCCCGAAGGAGAAGAAAGUGAUCCAGGCGAGCGCACACCUACGCGUAUGCCGGACACGUCAGGAUGUGGGAACGACGAGUCGGACAAUGUUGAAGCUAGCAAGCAAAACGAUCUGUUAUCGCGCUGGUCCGCGAUAUGCUCUCCACAAGUGUCUACUUCUACUAACACACAGUCCGCUACACCUAGCUCAACAGCUGUAACGAAUGGUUCCGCAACCUCAAAUGGCACUCAGUCUUGUCAGAAGAAACGAGAACGUGAACGACGUCUCUGGGAGAGAUUCUCUAGCGAGGCUGAUCGCAAACGGGCGAAGAAGUUGAUGGGAGAGAUUGAGAAGGUUGUUGGUCCUAUCAUAAUUCGUUAUAUCGGAAAUCGAGAAGAUGCCACCAAAAAGAAGAAGGAAUGGAUUAUAAAACAGGUUAGUAAAGAGAUGCUGAAACGUGAGUCGGAACGGCCUGAUUUCAACUUUACACUAACAGAAAAAGGCUCCAAACGGGUUACUGAUUAUGCUAGCGCUUUUAUCAAGCGGAAAUGUGCCAAGGAACCGAAAGAACUUUGGAAAGGUUAUGACGGUUCUCCUUAGCUUAAUGUGGAGUAUAAUUUCAAAUCAUCUCACUGCCGCAGUUUAUAUCAGUCAGGUUCUUUCCAAAGUCAGUUACUGGUCACAUCAUCGAUACUUUCAGUGUUAGGCUCCAAGUUUUAGGCAUAUAUGUUUUGAUAUUUGUAAAUAGCAUGUCCGGUGAAUUGUCUCUAUCUUUCAAUAGGACAUGUUCUAUAAAUCUAUUUAUAAACAUUCCUAGGGAAUUUUUCUCUGAAGAGUCAUGCUUAUGAUGUUUUCUCGUAUGUAUCUUUUGUAGAAAACCUAGGCUCUGUUUUGUAGAUAAGUAACGUGCGAGUUUAUCGGUGCUGAUAUAAUCUAACAACUGAUCUUUACGCUCGAGUUUCUCAGCAUAUUUUCACAAGAAACCCAGUUUAACCUUAAACGGAUGAUCUAGGCUUGAGGUGACAUAAUCCAUAUACCUCCUCUCGCACAUUGCUUCGUAUAUACCAGUUUGGUAGGUUGUGUUUAAGGAUUGGUCUUUCUUUGCCACUGUCCUACAUGAACUCAAUAUACUUGACUGUUAUCAAAUAUUGUUGUGCAGCAGAUUUGCUGUAAUUCUAUGCUAUGAUUGAUAUAAUGUGUGUUCAUGAAUUUUACUGAAAGUAAAAC
This is a messenger RNA of Cylicocyclus nassatus, 4533 nucleotides long. The record is from the annotation of a GenBank genome assembly. NCBI's taxonomy places the organism in Eukaryota, Metazoa, Nematoda, Chromadorea, Rhabditida, Strongylidae.